GAUGUCCAGUCUUCUGAUAUCGACGUCAACUUGUGAACUCUGCAUUUUUCGAGCCAAUUUACUUCUGCGCUGCUAUAUGAGCUUCUUGUUCUCUUUCGUCCCACAAUCCUCUCCGUUAACCUUUACCCUUUAAGUAAACAAACUUCACCAGGUGCAACCAAGCCGAGAAAACCAAACUGUCAAGCCGUUACCUUGCUUCAGCUCAGAAACAAGGAAGAUCGGAAAGCUGUCUUCGCUGCAGACCCUGCUAAGGAGUGGGGAUACUAAAAGACAAGCGAAACUCUUCUCGGAAUCCCUUGGCCAGUGUACUGCGCCUUGUGAGGUACCGUACUGUAUUUGCCGAAGCAACAGGUGUCAAAACGCUACGUACGCUGCAACUCGGAAGCAAAAAGAUAGGAGACCUUCUUGGCUUACGUCGCAACUCAGCAACCCUUUCCGGGUGUCUUAUCAGCUAAUGCUGACAUAAGAGAUCUGGAGCAUCUACGUACAUCGCUCUUCAACGCUAAAAGAGCAGUCUGACGUCUAUGAACCUUUUGUUUCUAGUCUUGCAUGACGAAAAGUAGACCAAGAUGGCGUCCAAGACAGCCGCCAAGAAGGGGACAAAAAAUUCAGGGAGCCCGUCUGCAGAGAGGGCUUCAGAGGCGCGAACUAACGGAGCAUUCCUGAAGAACAGAGUAAAGGAGUUAGAAGAAGAGGUCGCUACACUAAAGAAGAGGCUAGACGAACUGAGGAAGGCCAAGAACACAACUAUACUGAAAAGAGAGCGUGAGGUCCUCAGUGUCGCAGACCCUUUUAGUGCAAGACCCGCGAAGACAGUUGACGACGGCAAGCUUGCAGAGCUUCAGCAGAAGUUAGAUAACAGCGCUGCAGAAAGAAACAAGGAAGUCUCCGAGCUUAACAGACAGCUAGACAAACUCAGACUGGACCACCAAGCCGAAAUGGACCGGCUACGGAAAGAAAUUCAGGGACAACAGGCACCUUCUUGUGAUCACGAAAAAGAGCUAGAGACACUUAGGAAGAAGCUAAGGGAAGAAGAAACACUCAACAGGGAACUGAACGAUCAGAAUAUGGAGCUGAGGUCACGGCUACUGAUAACGGAAGAGAAGAUAGAGGCGCUGUACGAGGAACUCAGCGUGAAGGAGGCUCACUGGUGCGAGAUGGAGGAACAGUAUCAACUGAAGUUAAAAACACAGUUCAGCGAAAAGUACCAGGAGUGGAUGGAGGCGACAGAAAAGAAGAUUGAAGAACUCCAGAGGGCGAACGACUUAUUGAGAAGUUACGUCCGGCGGCCGGGGAGGGGCUCGUCACAGGGCGGGGCCGAGGGCAGCCAGGACGACAGCUGACCGAUGGAUGGAUUGUACCUUCAACCUUCACCUUUAGACUAAAGACUAAAACAUUUUCCUGAACCUAGAUGGCUGAACGUCGAGUCUUGUACAUUUGAAGUAGUGACACCUUCGUCAUAUGAAUUAAAGAAUUAAAUCAUUUCAUCUUUUUUUUUAUUUUCUCUUUUCACUUCUAUGACAACUGGUAUCAGUGGUAGAAGGUUUUUCAUUAAAAAAAAGAAACACCAGAGUUUUACGUUUACCGACGUUGCCUGGUGGUCUGGAUUUGUAACCCAAAUACUAGUACUUGUGAAAAACGGUUUUGUGAAGAAGAUAGGUCCUUACCUCGUCUCGUCGUACCCUCUGUUGUGACAUCAGCCGUUGGUUGUUAAAACUCUAGCUUCAUUGUUGUUUACUGACUUUAAAAGUUAUUUUUACCACGGCUGUCUCGGUUUUUAACAGAGAAAAACAAAUAUUUGUUAUGAAACCCUGCACACAAUGGCAUGUCAUGGACGACAUACUAUCUCUUUAGUUACAUGUAUCAGCUGUCUUGAUUGGACAAACAUCAUGUGGUCACCCCUGACCCUUUCUCCUCGCCAUUUCUUUGUUGCCGGGAGACGUGCACGUUGUUAUUUCGGCCCAGAAUGAUCGAAUUCUUUCUGCUGUACUUACUAUGCAUCUAUCAUGGUUACUGUACAUUCUGUCAGAACCAGGCCUAACAACUGUAUCAUAUAAAACAACACUGGAAAUACACGUACAUGACAAGACCAGCACGAGACAGAGAGAGCUAGAGUGCGUCAUAUUGUAGUAUGCGUUGUAAACAAAUAGAUGUUACUAGGUGUUGCCCUUCGAUAU
Branchiostoma belcheri (Belcher's lancelet) is the source of this 2177-nucleotide messenger RNA. RefSeq names its product tropomyosin alpha-3 chain-like. NCBI's taxonomy places the organism in Eukaryota, Metazoa, Chordata, Leptocardii, Amphioxiformes, Branchiostomatidae. The record is from RefSeq and is a predicted model, not a curated record. The transcript has 6 exons. Bases 570 to 1343 code for a protein of 257 amino acids.